AUGGCAGACGAGUUCGACACGGGCGACAUGUUCAAGGACCCGGAGGGGUUCUACCCUCCGGAGAAAGAGCCUACUUUUGCAGAGCACCGCAUGCUCUCCGGCCAGACGGUGCGCGUGCGCCUAGUGGGAAGCCACCCCCUCUAUGGAAACAUGCUCUGGAACGCAGGCCGCAUAAGCUCCGACUACAUCGAGACCAACGCCCCCACACUCAUAAUCGGCAAGGACGUUCUUGAAAUCGGCGCCGCAGCAGGCGUACCCAGCAUCGUCAGCGCGAUCAAGGGCGCGCGCACCACCGUGAUGACCGAUUACCCGGACCCGGACCUCGUCGAUAACAUGCAACACAACGCCGAUGCCUCCGCGUCGAUGAUCCCCACCGAUCCUCCGUCGAGAUUAUACGUUACAGGCUAUAAAUGGGGUGCUGAUGUGGAACCGCUGCUGAAAUAUAUACCUGAAGAGUCGAGGUCGGAGGGGUUCGAUGUGCUCAUCAUGGCGGAUGUCGUGUACAGCCAUCGCGAGCAUGGGAAUCUAGUCAAGACGAUGCAGAUGACCUUGAAGAAGACGCGGGAGGCGGUUGCGCUGGUUAUUUUCACACCGUAUGAGCCGUGGCUGCUACCGCAGACGGAGAGGUUCUUUCCCCUUGCCGAGGCCGGUGGGUUCACGGUCACAAAGGUGUUUGAGAAGCUAGUGGAUAAGGUCUUGUUUGAGGAUGACCCAGGGGAUGAACGACUGCGGCGGACGGUAUUCGGAUACGAGCUGCGCUGGUCUGAAGACCAGCUACGAUAG
Molecule: messenger RNA, 783 nt
Organism: Aspergillus calidoustus
Lineage: Eukaryota; Fungi; Ascomycota; Eurotiomycetes; Eurotiales; Aspergillaceae
Source: the annotation of a GenBank genome assembly